Molecule: messenger RNA, 1538 nt
Organism: Clonostachys byssicola
Lineage: Eukaryota; Fungi; Ascomycota; Sordariomycetes; Hypocreales; Bionectriaceae
Source: the annotation of a GenBank genome assembly
AUGUCUGUCCUUCUCGAGACCUCCGCUGGCGACAUUGUCAUUGACCUGCUUGUCGACCAUGCACCCAAGUUAUGUGAGAAGUAAGUCUAUAUCCUACCUUUGAUCUGUUCGCAGGAGAACGCUAACCAGCCGAACCUAGCUUCUUGAAGCUCUGCAAGACAAAGUACUACAACUUCUCCCCCGUCCACUCCGUCCAGAAGGACUUCUCCCUGCAGACCGGCGACCCCCUCGGUCCGCUCUCCAAGGACUCUGAUGGCGGGUGCUCGAUAUGGGGUCGCCUUUCCGGCAAUCCGUCCGACCGCACAUUUCAGGCCCUCUUCCACCCCAAGCUCAAACACCUCGAGAGGGGCACCGUGAGCAUGGCAACGGUCCCCGUGUCGGCUGACGACCCCGAGACGCGAGUUGCCGCCUCUCAAUUCAUCAUCACCCUUGGCGAGGACACCGACUACCUCGACGGCAAGGCUGCCAUCUUUGGCAAGGUGGUCGAGGGUUUCGACGCACUGGACAAAAUCAAUACGGCUGUGGUGGACGACAAGGGCUACCCGCUUGUGGAUAUCAGGAUAAAACAUACCGUGAUUCUGGAUGAUCCCUACCCUGACCCUCCCGGUUUGAGAGAGCCGAGCGCGAGUCCUCCCCCAUCAGAUGCCCAGCUCAAGACGGUCCGGAUCGCCGACGAGGCCGCCCUCCUCGAGGAUGACGGCGUCGACGAAGCAGAGCUGGAGAAGCGACGACGCGAGAGGGAGGCCAACGCCCAGGCGCUGACGUUGGAGAUGAUGGGUGAUCUGCCGUUUGCCGAGGUCAAACCCCCUGAGAAUGUGCUCUUCGUCUGCAAGCUGAACCCCGUCACUGGCGACGAGGACCUGGAGCUCAUCUUCGGCCGGUUCGGCAAGAUCCUUAGCUGUGAGGUGAUCCGGGACGGCAAGACGGGCGACAGUCUGCAGUAUGCUUUCAUCGAGUACGAGGACAAGGCGUCCUGCGAGGCGGCGUAUUUCAAGAUGCAGGGCGUGCUCAUCGACGACCGGCGGAUCCACGUUGACUUCUCACAGAGUGUUAGCAAGCUGAGCGAUGUCUGGAGGAGCGACACCAACAACAAGCGUCGGGUCAACGCAGGACGUGGUGGUUGGGGCGGUGUUCGAGAUUUGGAGAAGCGCAGACAAUACAGAAAUGAGGGAGAAAGAUCCCUGGGUAAGGACUACGGCCUGGUGUAUAGUAACGAGGAGAUGAAGGAUCGUCACGAACGUACCGGUGGAGAGAAGAAGAGAGAAAAUGGCCCAGACCACGAAGAGGAACCGGAGCGAAAUGAUCGAGCUGAGCCUCGAGGUGGGAGAGGUGGGAGAGGACCAGGAGGAGGAGACAGGCACCACCAACGCAGCCGAAGCCCACGAAGGAGAGACAGGAGCCGUGAUCGGUAUCGAGACUCAAAGGAUGACCGCCGGCGAGACUACGAUCGAGGCCAUCGCGGGGACGACAGGCAGAGAGACCGAGAUCGAGACCGGGACAGGAAUCGACGUGAUCAUGGCCAUCGGUCGAGAAGAUAG